AUGUUCGGUGCGAUGACGAUCAUUUUCUUCGCGCGGGGGACCUCCCUUCUGCUGCCAGCGGUGGGACCAAAGAUUCUGCUGGCUCACGUGGGACUGGCUGCAAUUCCUCUGUGUUUCGCCAAGUUCACUUCCGGGCGAGCUUACAAGGUUUGGCAUGAUGCGAUCUUCUGUUUGCUGGGCUUCUUGAUGCUGCUGUACAUGACCAGAGUUACGGUGCCCCUGUAUGCGGAUUUCUUCCCCGCGGCAGAGCCGCGAAAUGGAAUUCUCGGCUUCAUUCUCUGGGAGCACUGCUUGCUACUUAUGAGUGUGCAUCCCGCCUGCCUCGCCAUCUUCGAUGUGGUUGUGGUGCUAUUCUGCCCUGUAGGCACCGGGAAUUUGUCGGGCAAGAUCGACCUAGCCAUGGUUUUCGCCGUGAUCAUGAUCACCAACAUCCUCUUGGAAAGGACACGAGCUGCGGCUUUGCGGGCAACUGCCGAAGCAAUGCGGGCGCGGACCCUGACUGAGCAGAGGCAAAAGCGUCAGCUGGAGCAGUGCAUUGCUCUGGUCUUCCGGCAUAUAAAGGCACCUUUGCUGCUGGCAAAGUCGGAGGUGUCGGCCAACCAGGACCUCAAGAAGGCCGUGCAUUGCGCAUCGACUCGGAUCCAGCAGAUCUGGACUAUGCUAAACGGCCUGCAGAAGGAGAUUGAGAAUCAGUUCAAGAUCCGCUUCCUGAGCGAAGAUGCUGAGAGCCAUCUGCAAGAGUCAGAGCUCGUCAAGGAACUGGACGAUGCGCCAGAAGCAGUGCUCCAGUCAUUCUACACGUCUCCAGCGCCCUCUGUUUCCACGGCCCUCUACGCUGUCGAUGAGCAGUGCAAGUGGAUGGUGCUGCCUGCUGAAGCGACACUGAGUGUGGAGGUUGUCGUAGACGACCGCGAUGCCUCGGGGUUCCGUGCCGGCGGGGUGGAUGUGCACAUACCAGGAGCCCGGACGUUUCAGCCGCCCUGGCGCCCCCUCUUUGCGAGCGACGAGCAGGACCGGUUCCUACACUGGCUUGUCCAAUCUUCAAACGCCGCCUUUAAUGGGCAGACGGCCUGCGGCUUUGAAGAGGACCUUUUCUUUGAGCUGCCAUAUCUUGGCCAAGCCACUUUGAAGUGCCAAAAGCUGCGGGUGAGGCCUCUUGGAUUCUUGAGAGGUCGCUAG
Molecule: messenger RNA, 1179 nt
Organism: Symbiodinium sp. CCMP2592
Lineage: Eukaryota; Dinophyceae; Suessiales; Symbiodiniaceae
Source: the annotation of a GenBank genome assembly